ACAAACCGGAAGUGUGCCGUCAGCCCACAUGACCGGAACUCUAUCACAUGAUCAGUGUUUUCAAAGAAAACUUGUAUUCAUUCACUCUUCGCUUUAUUACUAGUCUCCUGCUGGUCUGCAUCAGUGAGGGGUCAUCAUGAGACUGGUGAUUCUGGACGAUUAUGAUCUGGCCAGCGAAUGGGCUGCCAAAUACAUCCGGAACCGGAUCAUCCACUUCAAGCCCAGUGCUGACCGCUACUUCACUUUAGGACUUCCAACAGGGAGCACACCCCUCGGCUGCUAUAAGAAGCUGAUCGAGUAUCACAAGAGCGGAGACCUGUCCUUCAAAUACGUCAAAACCUUUAACAUGGAUGAGUAUGUGGGCCUGCCCAGGGAUCAUCCCGAGAGCUAUCACUCCUACAUGUGGAAUAACUUCUUCAAGCACGUGGACGUCGAGCCGCACAACACUCAUAUCCUGGACGGGAACGCCAGCGACCUGCAGGCCGAGUGCGAAGCCUUCGAGCAGAAGAUCGGGGCCGCGGGAGGAAUCGAGCUGUUUGUGGGAGGCAUCGGUCCAGACGGACACAUCGCCUUCAAUGAGCCCGGCUCCAGUCUGGUGUCCAGGACCCGAGUGAAGACACUGGCCAAGGACACCAUAGUGGCCAACGCCCGUUUCUUCGGGAACGAUCUCUCCAAAGUUCCCAGCAUGACCCUCACCGUCGGAGUGGGAACGGUGAUGGACGCCAGAGAGGUCAUGAUUGUGAUCACUGGAGCUCAUAAGGCCUUCGCUCUGUAUAAAGCCAUCGAGGAGGGCGUGAACCACAUGUGGACGGUGUCUGCCUUCCAGCAACAUCCACGAACCAUAUUCAUCUGCGAUGAGGACGCCACGCUGGAGCUCAGGGUCAAGACCGUCAAGUAUUUUAAAGGCCUGAUGCACGUCCACAACCAGCUGGUGGAGCCCACGCUCAGCGUCCGGGACUACAGCGACUGAACACAGCAGUGUGUGGACCAGGGGUCAAGGAGUGUGUGUCGAUGUAAAGCUUUCCCAAGAUAACGUGUUUAUACACUCCAAUCGAGCGAGUCUCCAUAUCAGCUUCAGUACUCCACUUUAAGGCCAGUAUUCACAUGAAAAGGGAGGUGUGUGUGUGAGAGAGUUAUUGUGAGAGAGUGAGUGUGUGUGUGCUCAGAAACACUCUUACUUUAAUCCUCUCAGCCAAUGUUUAUAACACAGUCACACUCUUUGACAUCACUAACGUGAAAAACGCUUUCUUUCUUCAUUCUGAGAUGAGCAUAUACAUCAUUUCCUCUGGACUGGAGUUUAAUCCGGAAACACUGAAGCUCAGCAUUUCAAGCCAAACGUCUGUUUUCAUGGACUAGGUCAUUUUUUUAAUAACACAAGCUACUUAAAGUUACCUUGAAUGUGGGAUUUAACUCCAAGACGACUUCGGGAAAGUGUGUUUUGUAAUAUUUCUGGUUAGAUGUUACAUAAAUAAAUUAGUGCUGUCAAACCAAUCAGUUGCAUCUAAAAAGUUUGUAUAUGUAUAUACACACACACACAGAGACAACCCCACAGACACAAACUCACAAAAACACACAUACACAUAUAUAUACGCACACAAACUGUUAUGUUAGAUGUGAUUAUUCAGUUUGACAGCACUAAAUAAAUACACUUUAAAGUCUUUUGAAUUGUCCAGAUGUGUUGGUGUUUGUUGCUCUACAUAUGAGCAUUAAGGGUUAAUGAGACCCACAAUCAUAGUGUCUCAUAUCCUGAUAAUCAUCUACAGGCUGAUCUGUGAUCAGAUUUACAAAAAAGUCUUACUUCAAUGUCAUUUUUAUAAGAUUUCAAGCACAUUUUCUUGCCUUUUGAAUUAGUCACUAGCAGAAGUGAGAAUGCUGGGAAAGUGUAUUUCCUCUUGUUUGCUUAUUCAUGUUGCCAUAUCGGAGUAGAGAAGUGUGUUUUUGAAGUUCACUAAUUUUACACACGACGUACUUAUAUAUUCUCUUCAGUUGCUGUACUUUGCUUUAUAUUAUGUAAAAAUAUAAAAUAAGUUACGAGUCAUUGUGCUUGUAUUGUAAAACACACCGUAGUUUCAUCUGAUACUGUUUCUGUACUUCACUGUAAUGUUCAUGGGAAGGAGAGCAUGUAACAAAUUUAUUUCCAUUUAACUGUUAAAUGAACUGACGGUUAACAGAUUUGCACUCCAAAAGCCAAAUCAUUCUCUGAUGUGUUUGUGUGCUUGAUCUUAGAUGGAUGAAUCAAAUAAACAAAGUUUCAUAUAUUGUCA
Messenger RNA from Pimephales promelas (fathead minnow), 2264 nucleotides. It is a transcript of the gene gnpda2, whose product is annotated as glucosamine-6-phosphate deaminase 2. The record is from RefSeq and is a predicted model, not a curated record. Gene Ontology annotation, molecular function: identical protein binding; glucosamine-6-phosphate deaminase activity. NCBI's taxonomy places the organism in Eukaryota, Metazoa, Chordata, Actinopteri, Cypriniformes, Leuciscidae. Gene Ontology annotation, cellular component: cytoplasm. Gene Ontology annotation, biological process: D-glucosamine catabolic process; N-acetylglucosamine catabolic process; N-acetylneuraminate catabolic process.